Messenger RNA from Harpegnathos saltator (Jerdon's jumping ant), 2461 nucleotides. It is a transcript of the gene Tsf1, whose product is annotated as transferrin 1. The transcript is spliced from 10 exons. NCBI's taxonomy places the organism in Eukaryota, Metazoa, Arthropoda, Insecta, Hymenoptera, Formicidae. The record is from RefSeq and is a predicted model, not a curated record. Gene Ontology annotation, biological process: iron ion transport. The coding region runs from base 137 to 2266 and encodes 709 amino acids. Gene Ontology annotation, cellular component: recycling endosome; early endosome; extracellular region.
ACGUAGAUCGCCGCUGCGGGCCAUCUUGACGAGUCGCGAUCAGCUUCUUCGCUUGGUUUCCACUCUGCUCUCUCAUCGAUCGAUCGAUCUUCGACGUCUCGCGACGUUUCCGUUUCCGCGUGCCCUCGUCAGCAAGAUGCAGCGCGGAUUUACGGUGUUGGCCGUCCUCGCGAUGACGGUCACUUCGGCCGUCAUCGCCUCGGAACAAGUGUUCACAAUGUGCAUCCCAGAGAAGUACUCGAAAGAGUGCGAAAAAAUGAUGGAGGACUCGGCCAGCCAUGGCUACCCUAUAGCGUGCAUCUCCGGGCGUGACCGAUACGACUGUAUCGAAAGGAUCGGCAGGAAGGAGGCGGACAUCGUCGCCGUCGAUCCUGAGGACAUGUACCUCGCGGCGAAGAACAAGCUGGCCGAGAAGGCCGGCUACAACGUUGUCGAGCAGGUGAGGACGAAGGAGGAGCCCGAAGCGAUAUAUCGUUACGAGGCGGUAGCGGUGGUGCACAAGGACCUGGACAUCAACAACGUCCAAGGCCUGAGGGGCCUCAAGUCCUGCCACACCGGCGUAGGCCGCAACGUCGGCUACAAAAUUCCCAUUACGAAGCUCACCGCGAUGGGCGUGCUGACCGAUGUCAACAACCCGGAAUAUUCCGCUCGCGAGAAUGAGCUUCGCGCUCUGAGCACGCUCUUCGACAAAGGCUGCUUGGUCGGCACGUGGUCACCCGAUCCCGCGAUCAAUCAGAGGCUCAAGGAGACAUACAGCAAUAUGUGCGCUCUUUGCGAGAAACCAGACGUGUGCGAUUAUCCAGACAAAUACUCCGGAUAUGAGGGCGCUUUGCGUUGCCUCGCUCACAACGGCGGCCAGGUCGCCUGGACGAAGGUUAUCUACGUGAAACGUUUCUUCGGUCUGCCUGUCGGAGUGACACCAGCGGUACCGACCUCUGAGAAUCCGGCUGAUUUCCGAUACUUCUGUUCUGACGGCAGCAAAGUGCCCAUCGACGCCGACACGAAGCCGUGCACGUGGGCCGCUCGACCGUGGCAAGGAUACAUGACCAACGGAGACGACGCCAACAAUGUGCAAGCUAUUCAGAAGGAAUUGACACAGCUGGGCCAGCUGGGUGAGAACGAGAAGGCAGAUUGGUGGAAGGACCUCAUGCUGCUCGACGAGAAGACCUUGGCUGUCGCCGCGCCGCCGGUGUCGCCGGAAGAGCACCUGAAGAGCGCGAAAUACAUGGACGUGAUCGAGAGGAAUUCCGGAGCGCCCGAGAGGGACGCCCGCUGGUGCGUCUCGGACGCGAACGCGCUGGACAAGUGUCGGAAUCUCGCUAGGGCCGCGUUUUCCAGAGACGCCCGACCUAGGUUCGACUGCAUCCUGGAGAAGGAUCAGGCUGCUUGCUUGAAGGCCGUGAGGGAUAACGGAGCGGACAUAACCGUGAUCGAUGGCAGCUCGGUGAAGCAGGCGAUCAGCGAGUACAACGUGAAACCGAUCGUCGCGGAAACUUACGGUGCCGGUUCGACCAAGCUCGGUGAAAGAGCGGCAGUGGCUGUCGUCAAGAGCGGGUCGUCCAUUAAUGGAUUAGGCGAUCUUAAAGACAAGAAGUCCUGCCGCAGCGGCUACGUGGGCGACUUUGCCGGAUCCACCGCACCGGCUCGUGUCCUUAAGCAGAAGAGCCUCAUCAGCGAGCCGAACGAGUUAGAGAGUUUCUUCUCUGCGUCUUGCGCACCUGGUGCACCCGCCGACUCGAAGUCCUGCGAAUUGUGCGUCGGCAAUGCCUUGUCCGACGACGAGAAAGUGAGGCAAGCCACAAAGUGCAGGCCGACGAGCGCCGAGUAUUACAAUGGCGGACUAGGAGCGCUCAGGUGUCUGAAGGACGGCAAAGGAGACGUCGCGUUCUUGCCCUUGACGGCUUUGCAGCAGCUCGAUGACGAGAAACACGGCGCUGGCAAACGCGAAGAUUACGUAUUACUUUGCCCCGAGGGUGGCCGGAUGUCCAUCAACGAAUGGGAGCGCUGCAACCUGGGAUUGGAAGCGCCGAGAGUGAUCGUCAGCUCGGCCGGGAAAAGUCCAAACGCUCUGGAGGAACUGAAACACGGCAUCUUGGCCGCCAGCACCCUGUACUCCAAGCAUCCGGACCUCCUGCGUCUGUUUGGCGCCUGGGAUGACAAGCGCAACGUACUCUUCAAGGAUGACGUUAAGGAACUGAUGUCCAUCGACAACACGUGGGACAAGUGGGACGCCUGGGCGGCCCAGGAUGGUUCCAGCAAUCAUUAAAAGACGAGGCGCGCACUUUUAUGUACAUUGUGUUACAUGUGAUAUUACUCCUCUUGUUGCUGAGAAAUAAUCAAUGUUGAGUGGUACUUCGGUGGCAGGGGUAUACUUGUAAAAAAAACGUCGCAUGAAUAAACCGCUGUCAUCGUCGGCAAUCACGCUUAUGUUUGUACGCUGGCAAGUGUAACGUUGCCGUGA